CUCCCUGAUCCUGACUCGGACGUAGAGCAAGAUAUGGACUUUGACGUGGAGAGAACUAGACACGAUUAUUGUUCAGUUCCAGAAGCUGCAGCUGUGGAAAUGGUAUUGCAUAAAAAUGAGGAGUUGACGAGGGAGCUAGAAGAUCUACGGAAGGAGUUGAACCAGACCAAGAUCACACUUCGCUUCGGUCUCCAGAGAUUUGCUGGAUCCGAUGAGGACAUACGCUUUUAUACAAGAUUUGCAACCUACAACCACCUGAUGGCCUUCUGGGAACUAAUUGAACCGACAACGCACAGAAUGAUUCGUGUCACCAACUCCAAAGUCACCAAGGAGGCUGGAAACACUCGGGCACUUCCUGCUAUAGACGAGUUCUUCCUGUUCAUGAUGCAUCUUGCUUUGGGCCUCAAGCAAAAGGACCUUGGUCAUCGCUUCAAUGUACAUCAGGCCACGGUGAGCCGCAUCAUAACAACCUGGGCCAACUUCCUGUACUUUGUCCUGGGGUCAGUGUGCAUUUGGAUGCCGAAAGAGAGAGUACGAGCCCAUUUGCCAGAGGAAUUUCAUCUUUUCCGAGACACGCAGGUUAUCCUGGAUUGUACUGAGAUCCGCUGCCAAACACCUUCCUCUUUGUUAUUACAAAGUGAGUUUUUUUCAAACUAUAAGUCUCACUGCACAUUCAAGGCUUUAAAAGGAAUGGCACUUCAUGGAGCAAUAACAUUUGUGUCUCGACUCAAUGCAGGGUCUAUAAGUGACAGGGAGUUGUUCAAACAGUCAGGGAUCAUUAACCUUCCUACCCCUGACAUGGCCAUCAUGGUGGAUAAGGGCUUCUUAAUUGACAACCUAGUGCCAUGCAAAAUUCACCGGCCUGUUUUCCUGACCAAGGGAAAACAAAUGCUACCUCAUGAAGUGACCCACACUCAGUCUGUGGCCAGGCUCAGGGUACACGUUGAACGUCUUAUCCGCCGAGUGAAGGAGCAUAAGUUGUUUGAUACAGUCAUCCCCUUGUCCAUUUCUGGUAGCAUAAACCAACUGUUUACAGGGGCAUGUUUACUUGUGAACUACCAAUGUGGACCACUUGUUAAGGCAUGGAGCCACUGA
This is a messenger RNA of Fundulus heteroclitus (mummichog), 1095 nucleotides long. RefSeq lists its product as uncharacterized. Bases 34 to 1095 code for a protein of 353 amino acids. The record is from RefSeq and is a predicted model, not a curated record. The transcript has 3 exons. NCBI's taxonomy places the organism in Eukaryota, Metazoa, Chordata, Actinopteri, Cyprinodontiformes, Fundulidae.